This is a messenger RNA of Fundulus heteroclitus (mummichog), 904 nucleotides long. RefSeq names its product E3 ubiquitin-protein ligase TRIM39-like. Bases 1 to 903 code for a protein of 300 amino acids. Gene Ontology annotation, molecular function: protein binding. Lineage: Eukaryota; Metazoa; Chordata; Actinopteri; Cyprinodontiformes; Fundulidae. The record is from RefSeq and is a predicted model, not a curated record. The transcript has 3 exons.
AUGUCCUCUGAGGCAGAGAAGGACCUCUCCUGUCCAAUCUGCUAUGACAUCUUCAAAGACCCGGUGGUGCUCUCCUGCAGCCACAGCUUCUGCAAGAGAUUCGAGAGCCCACACCAGGACCACGGUGUCCGGCCGCUGGGCGAGGCGGCCCAGGACCGCAGGGAGGACCUCCUGAGGAGCCUGCAGCCGCUGAAGAGGAGACUGGAGCUCCUCAAACAGGCCAAAGGACGCUGCGACCAAACAGCAGAACACGUCAGGGUCCGGGCCAAAGUGAAAUACUGCCCCCUGCUGGACGAGCCAGAGCCAGCCUCAGGAGCCCUGAUGGACGAGGCCAAACAUCUGGGAAACCUGACGUACAACAUCUGGAGCAAGCUGAGGAGGAUGUUCUCCUUUACUUCCAUCCUCCUGGAUCCAAACACGGCUCAUCCUGAUCUCAUCCUGUCUACGGAUCUGACCAGCGUCACGUUUGGGCCGAGGCAGAAGCUCCCCGAGAACCCGGAGAGGUUCGACCAGCACCGCUGCGUCCUGGGCUCCCGGGGCUUUAGCUCGGGGGCCCACCGCUGGGACGUGGAGGUCAGAAGCGGUCAGAACCGGGGCGUCGGCGUGGUGAAGGGGUCCGUUCAGAGGAAGGGAGGCAUUCAGGACGGGUUCUGGGGGAUCUGUCUGUUCAACGGGAACUUCGUGGCCGUCUCUCGUCCGUUUCCAGACAAAGACCUCCGGGUGAAGAGAUUGAGGCGGAUCAGAGUUCAGCUGGACUGCGACGGAGGGACGCUGUCAUUCUUUGACUUAGACUCCGACAAACACAUCCACACCUUCAUCCACACCUUUACUGAGAAGAUGUUUCCUUUUAUAGGGACCGAUAAUGAGUUACCGGUGAAAAUACUGCCAGUAAUCGGCUGGUGAG